This is a messenger RNA of Opisthorchis viverrini, 3026 nucleotides long. RefSeq lists its product as hypothetical. NCBI's taxonomy places the organism in Eukaryota, Metazoa, Platyhelminthes, Trematoda, Opisthorchiida, Opisthorchiidae. Gene Ontology annotation, biological process: regulation of cyclin-dependent protein serine/threonine kinase activity; mitotic cell cycle phase transition. The transcript is spliced from 10 exons. Gene Ontology annotation, cellular component: cyclin-dependent protein kinase holoenzyme complex; cytoplasm; nucleus. Bases 1 to 2391 code for a protein of 796 amino acids. Gene Ontology annotation, molecular function: cyclin-dependent protein serine/threonine kinase regulator activity. The record is from RefSeq and is a predicted model, not a curated record.
AUGAACAACCUUGCUUACUGGGCUCUGGCUCAUGAGCUUUGUUUCUGUUUUCCAUCCACAGAAAUUGUCGUGAACACCUGCCUUCGGAGAAUCACUGUCCCCUGGUGCUUCCAUAGCGUGCAUAUUACACUCAUUCCCCCUAUGGAUCUUGGAGCAUGCGAUACAUUCCUAAAUAAUCAUGCUUGCACUUCACUCGGAGACCGGGACGCCACAUCAGAAAUGCUCAUCGAGAAAGCCAAAGAUAGGUCGAACACCCGCUAUGGUUUCGCCUGCGCUGACCGGAAAACCGAGAACAAGGCUUCAACUUCUCGGUUAUCAGUGGAUUCUGCACUGGGGCUUUCCAUUGACACAUCUCUGGUGAGAAGUGAGGGAGUCGUCGGCAAUCGAAUCGGUACUGAAAGUCAUGCAGUUCCUCUUACCGCAUCAAGCGUCCGAAGUCGUGUUCCUUCGAGUCUGCUGUCGUUUCGGGAAGGCGAAAGUGACUAUUGUGGCAGUGACGCCGAAAACGUAUAUCUGCCUCCAAAUAUGCCUUCCAUUUCCAUUUGUUCCGUUCUCCAUCACCCCAGCUCUGUUUAUGUGUCGCAGGGACCCGUGUCCAAACGCCCACGAUGUGACCAAUCUGAGUCUCAAUCUAUUAUCUUCAAAUCAGAGCAAAAGAAGACUUUGAUCGAUGAAUCAGAAAUCGAUAGGCGUCCAUUCAAGUCAAAACUCGCUUGUGAUAUUGUUCGGGCGGCUUUUGCAGAUCGGGUCCAAUUAGAGGAACUACUCGCAGAAUGCCGACGGACUGACUUUGCUAUCUCCGCGCUGGAUCGGUCACCUGUGGAUCGCAUGAUGGAGGCGACCGAUUACAUUGUUGGUAUAAUGGCCUAUGAACAAAUAAGGGAAGCCAAGACUUGUUUCCACGUGAGUGAUUUUCUAGCCGCUGGAAAGCAGCCUAAUCUUACCCCGGAUAUGCUGACAACUCUGGCGGACUGGCUGUUCGAAGUUCAAGACCUAUUUGGUUUCAAUCACGAAACCAUUCACUUAGCAUGGGGUCUCCUCUAUGCCUACUUCGACCGUGGUCAGUCUCUUGCCAGGUCUGAGAUUCAGCUAAUGGCGUGUGCGGCUAUCAUGAUUGCUUGCAAACAUGAGGAGAGCAAAAUGCCCCAGCUAACGGAAUUUCUCUACAUUACGGAUGGCGCCUAUCGUAGGGAAGAAUUCAUCACCGCUGAGCGAAGGCUCUUGGCCGCAAUUGAUUUCGCUGUCCAUCGACCGAAUCCCUACGUGUUUCUUCGACGGUUCGCCAGGGUAUUGGAUGCACAUAGCAGCCACGUUCAGUAUAUGUCGCGUUUUUUGUUGGCCGCGGGUAUGCAUAGUCAUGCAAUCAGUUUGAAACGUGAGUCACGCAAGGCGGCUGCGGUCCUCUGGCUCUCGCGAGUUGUGUUGCGUAACCCUUCCUAUGCCAACUGGGUUAGGCGAACGGACGUCCAGCAGCUGCGUCAGUUAAUACGUUCCUCUAAAGCUGCUCAGCUUUACUACGAACAGUGCACAAAUCUAGAUGUGGCCCGAACCUCUUCUCUGCGACGACCGCUAGUUUGUCCGCAAUCUGGUGCUCUAGAUCUGACGACAACUAACACAUCUUUGGGAUUCGUCAGUCGCACCCUGAGUUUAACGAAAGAGAAUGCACCAUUACCCGGUAAUGUGCACCACUGGAUGAUGGAGUGUAGCAAACGGAACGAGACAUCAGUUACUUUGGACCGCACAGUCAGCGAACCAUGCUCAGUAGAAUCCAGCUCUCAGUCGUGUGCGAGGCCACGCUGUACAUCUGUUCCCCACGAGUAUCAAACUACUGCCACCGCCUAUUCGCCGAGUUGCAUCGCGGAUACUCCACUAGAUCUUUCCAUCCAGCGCGACUUGGAGGCUAUGAAAUCGGAGGAGGAACAACGAUCUCCGUUUUGGCCCCCGAUUCUACAGCACAUAACAGGGUAUAAAGAAAUGGAUCUAAUUCCGCUCGCAGUUCGUUAUCACGCGAUUGCCUUGCGGUUGUUGGCUGAGGUCGCUCGCGGUGGACGCCUCGCUGCUGAGAAGGAAGCAACUUCGGGCGGUGGUGGCAAAGGUAAUCUGACCUCGUCUACGCCUAAUCCUCCUGGAGAAACUAGUUCGAUGGUGCCAGGGGAUGAAGAUGAGGUUGAUGCUGAUUCCGCCAAUCAAGUUCAACAGCGGUGUAUUUCUCCUGGCGGACACUAUCUUCGACGGCAAGCUGUCACCAGAUACUGCACGGACGAUUUCCUCAAUGUUGCGGAUGCCUACCCUCAACUCGCGUUCGAAAACUUCGUACCUCAUUUUCCCUCCGUCCAAUGUCCAGAGACUUGCACGUGUUUUGUGUGCCUCAAUCUGGUUCGUCAGACCUGACCUGCGGUUCGAAUUUUCUCGGUGGAUCGAUUGUGAUUUGUGAAUCCAUGACGCAAGUCGCUUCGCCCGUAUCGCUAUGAUCCAUCACCAAAUCAGGCUGUUAAGGUCUUAGUCUCCGUACUUUGGGUAGUAUAGAGAAACAUCAUUCUCACUUCCAUUCCGUUUUAGUCCAUGUUCUUACUCGAUCGUGCUGUUCCUAGUUAUCGUCGAAAUCAUCGAUUUUCACCAUCGCCUACAUCGUGGCUAUGUUUGUUAGGAAACUUCAGAGGGAAUGCUUGUUUCCUCAAACUUCCGAGCUUUCAUAUUCGGUUCCUUUUCCCACUCCUAUGUUAUUACUACCAUUCAUGAUCCACAGCGAUUUAUCUUCUCAUUUCAGCCUUUCUUUUUUCCUCCUUCGCACAACACAACACAACCUAACCUAAACAAAACUGAAUCAAAACUUCCGCUUCGCUCUUUUAUCCCUUUCCCAUACCUUACUACCCAAAAUUAACCCCCCAUAUGGUAGGUCUGUCAGCAGACGAGUGCGCACUCAUUCAGCUUUCUAACUUCGACCGCUUGCGGUUGCUCAAUUAACGUAUCUGUGUAUGUGUGUUCCAUAUUUUUAAAUGCAUCAGUCCCAUGUCUCUAGGUAGCGG